AUGAAUUCUUUCCUGCUCACAAUCAGCUUCUUUGCUUGUCAGCUUUUCACUUCGGUGAUUAGUACAUGUCCUACUGGUACAGCCAUUGACGCGUAUGAUUAUUGCUUCUAUCCAUUCCCCGAUCCGAUGACUCAAGGAGAAUAUCUCCAAACCAACUACGAGGAUGCAAAGCGAAACUGUGCCUCUUCUGUGGCUGGCUUUCUUCAAAAUGGACUCUGGGGAAGCGCUUGUUGGUUCAGCUCGCAAUAUUUCAACGGAUCAUUCUGGGCUGGUAUUCACAAAGCUGACAAUGGCACAUGGACCUACAGCGAUGGUGCAUACCUUGAUGAAAACAAUUGGGCAUAUGGUUUCCCAUCAGAUGAUCACUCGUGUGCUGUCGCAAAUCGAGUAGGUGAAUGGGAAUCGGUUGAUUGCAGUACAUCACACUAUUUUCUCUGCCUGAUACCGUCGACGACCAAUGUCAAUAAG
Molecule: messenger RNA, 468 nt
Organism: Mesorhabditis belari
Lineage: Eukaryota; Metazoa; Nematoda; Chromadorea; Rhabditida; Rhabditidae
Source: the annotation of a GenBank genome assembly